AUGGCUGAGGCCACAGAUGACCCAGGCAAAAAAGGUGAGCUGGAGCAGCAAAUCCUGAGGGUACUUCAGCAGGCUGGCUGCUCCCUGAAGACUGCCCAGCUGGUGAAGACAUGCCAAGUGCCCAAGAAGGAGAUCAACCGGGUCCUCUACCAAUUGAAGGAGAAGUCGGUAGUCACCCUGGAAAAACCUGCCACCUGGUGCCUAGGAGGGGCUGGAAAUGGAGGUGUGGUUCCCACGGUGCCAGCUAAUCUGGAGCUCAGUCACUGCACAUCAGAGGAGGCAGGGAAAGCAAUUUACAAGCUGCUGGAAACCAAGGGGCCCCAGAGCGCCCUGGGCAUUGCCCACGCUCUAGGAAGGAAGACAGCGAAAGACGUCAACCCAGACCUGUACGCAAUGAGGAACAAUCACCUCCUGAGCCUUGAUAAGAAUACAAAGUUGUGGGCGAUUUAUGGGCCAGAUUCCAGGAGAAAAAGUCAGUCCACUGAAAAUACGUACCAGCAAAGUAUAGUCAACAUGACCAUCCAGAACGGACCCAAUGGCUACAUUUCCAUUUCAAACUCUGAAGGCAUCCAGAUUGGAGACAAUAACACCAUACAGAAACACUCAAAUAAGGAGAGGGGCUACAAGGCUCCCUCCUGCCCCUCUCCAAUGGCACCAGAUGAUCUCUUCAAGCAGGAGGCUCCAACCAGUGCCGGCAGCUCCCAGAACAUUCGUGUGGUGCUGUGCAGACAGGUACAACAAGGAGACUACAACGAGAUGUGCUUUCAGAACACCCUGGACGAGGGGCCUAACUGCAGCCUACCAGUCUCUGCCACUGCUGUUGAGAAGUCUCAUGUGCAGAGCAUAUACCCAAACCAGGACCUCACCAAGAGGGCCCAGAAAGUAAACGUCCAAGUGUAUCCUGAGGGUACAACCAAUAUCAACAAAAUGACUGUCCCCUCAGUUGGUCCAGAGGGGGACCGUAGGAAGGACCCCGGAGAGUCUGAGCAGGAUGAAGCUGGGCACAAAAAGGACCCCAAUGGGCCCAUAGUAAUGACUCCAACACUUGACUCCUGUGUCGGGGAUCUGGAACCCGCACCCUUCAGCAUCCACGCUCUUGCUGGUCUCCUGGCCUUAACAGGCUUUAGUGCUGCGGAGUCGCAGCUCCGGAACAUUCACAGCUUUGGGCCGAGCGCCCUCUGCCGGCCAUAA
Molecule: messenger RNA, 1191 nt
Organism: Chrysochloris asiatica (Cape golden mole)
Lineage: Eukaryota; Metazoa; Chordata; Mammalia; Afrosoricida; Chrysochloridae
Gene: ZBP1
Product: Z-DNA binding protein 1
Exons: 7
Coding region: 1-1191 (396 amino acids)
Biological process (GO): positive regulation of type I interferon-mediated signaling pathway
Cellular component (GO): nucleus
Molecular function (GO): DNA binding; double-stranded RNA adenosine deaminase activity; RNA binding
Source: RefSeq, a predicted model, not a curated record